Molecule: messenger RNA, 1056 nt
Organism: Cyclocybe aegerita
Lineage: Eukaryota; Fungi; Basidiomycota; Agaricomycetes; Agaricales; Hemipholiotaceae
Source: the annotation of a GenBank genome assembly
AUGUCUCCCACUGGUGAUUUGCCGGCUUGCAUGCAUUCGCAACGCCUUCCGGACGACAUUCUCAUCUCCAUUGUCGAAGAGCUAGAAAAGCAAGACGAUUGUCAAUCAUCGAGAGCAUACUCUCUUCAGUCCCCCCGUCUGCUGCCAUUCUCGGACGAUAAUAUCCCGAUUCUACGAGUUCCUAAAGCAGUAUCCUCACCUGGUGCCCUAUGUUCGAAACGUCCAUUUCAUGGAACACACUUAUUCACUUCUGUCUCAAACUUCGGGCUCGAGGUCCACGAAGAAGGGGAGUCUUGGCUGAAUCUUCCGUCCUACCUCCGCGAAGCCGUCCUGGAGAUGGAUGCACCUGCAGGAAAUUUGGAUAGAGCUCGCCCAUACUUCUUGGACGCCCUCGCGAAGAAGAUUGACUUCGGUUGCGUUCAGAUGCUCACACUCGGACUAGACGCCGAUGAUUCUUUGGAAGCGUUUUGGAACCGCGUUCAGUUUUCCCGAAAAUCUCCGAGAAACCUGAAAUUUGUCAUUAGCUUUAAAGCCAUUUUUCAUCUAAAAUUCCUCUUCGACCAAGUCGGCAUAGAGCAAGCGAUAACCCCACUCACGUUAUCAACGUUGACACGUUUGCGUACUAUCGUCUUCGCGUUCAGUGUGGAUAUCAGUAUGAACACCCAUGACAAUAUCAUACCUCCGUGGUGCCUUCUCCUCCAAACAGCACCAACGACAAUUCAAGCGGUCAACAUCUCCGUCGACCUCUACCCGGGCACGUCUCGUGAAGUUCGACGAUGGAUUGGACCGGAUGCGGACGGUUAUCCUCCUUUCCUCUCCGAGUUUGAUUCCAUCCUGUCCGACUCCCAGAUCCUUUCCCAGCAAACUCAAGUCGAGCUCAAAGUGACACUCCCAGAAUCGGAGUGCGACAGUGAGGAGCAUGAGACAGAUUCUGACUGCGAUGAUGCCGGCGAAGAUGAUAUGACCUCGGCUGAGGUGGAAUGGAGUUUGAAGAAGAUAUUCAAACAGACUCGAAAGCGGUUGCCACUACGCAUUGUGCUGCUGGAAGGCCCAUGA